UGAAUCGAGUUCAUCCGUGCCAACGCGUCAUCCAGCGUCCCCGUAUCAAUUGGAAAUCGAGAGUAUUUUUUCCAUUAAUUUGUUCUACGCGUUAUCCAGCGCCCCCAUAUCUUUUGAACCGAGUACAUUCGUGUCAACGCGCCAUCCAGCGCCCCCUUAUCCUUCAAAUCGAUAACCAUUUUGAACGCUUUAUCCAGCGUCCCUGUAUUGAUUUAAAAUCGAUAACCAUAAAUUUUGAACGCUUCAUCCAGCGUCCCCGUACUAAUUGAAAUCGAUAACAUUUUUUCGAUUGACUGUUUUUUUUUGCGCUUAUCCAGCGGCCGCUCUCCGAACCACGUCAAAGUCGAUAGACUACCUCACACACUUACAUUUUCCGCCUCCUACGAGAGCUUCAUAUGCCAAUUGGUGACGGUGAGGAACCAAAAUCCCUUUUGACCGUUUGUAAGGCAAAAGAGUCUCACAGAGUCAGGGCAAAGAGUGAAUCUACUGUGCCUUCCAAAAGCGAAAAUCCCUCUCGCAGCAAAGGCCCAUUGACAACCGCAACUCCACUAGGAUCUACGAGCACGUCGCCUGAAGUUCCACGGUCUGCACCAUCCACAAAAGCCGCAAAGUCAGUCGUAUCUCCCCACUUCACUAGAGCAAGUGGCAGAAUGGCUCAAGCUGAGGGAGACAAGGCCUUGAGGAAAUUCACGACCAUAACCGAUAGGAUCCGUGUACAAUGGCUCCAACGACCCAUCGAAAUCCUCGUCGCUCAUCCGGGAGCAAUAUAUACAGAUGUCGAGUCUGCAGGAGAGUCCACGCUCUGAGGGUUUGCUAACGGUUUCUCCAACUGCCGGCUGUGAAGCGGCUCCGCGCGGUACUAAUUAACCAGUACUGCGCGAACAGUCUGGAAAGGAGGCUCAUCACACGCUGCUGCACCUCCACACUGGGCAGCCUCGCUCUUCGCGGCCCCGACAAAGGCGCAACCCACCCUCGGAUUCUCGGCCUCAGCGGCAGCCACAGCAGGCGCCUGUAUCCGGACCUCGGCGGCCCGCCACGCCAAUGGAUAUGUCUCCAUCCCGCAGCCGGUCGUGCACGCCUAUCCUGGCGUGCACGAGGGUUAGCAUCCUCUCCGGACGGUGUUCCCUUUCGUAGAUCGCAAGUAUUCCUCUUGCGAGGGGGGGAGAAUGUUCAUGCUGAACAAGGGGCAAUAUCGCCAGGGGAGCAUCACUGGGGAAAAUGUACCUGUCGCCAUAUUAGUUGUGCCUCUCUUUUACCACUCUGAAAAUAAACUCCAAAGAAGACGGAUCGUCCUCCUCAUCAUCCUCUUAAAACUCUGCCUACUUUUAUUGGGAAUCUGGAAUUGUACUUGCCACGGCCCCCGACAGCUACAAACCUAAAAAAAAACGACACUUUGGUUUGGGCUUCUACAGG
Drosophila kikkawai is the source of this 1413-nucleotide messenger RNA. Lineage: Eukaryota; Metazoa; Arthropoda; Insecta; Diptera; Drosophilidae. The record is from RefSeq and is a predicted model, not a curated record.